Scophthalmus maximus (turbot) is the source of this 1401-nucleotide messenger RNA. It is a transcript of the gene pnp4a, whose product is annotated as purine nucleoside phosphorylase 4a. Gene Ontology annotation, biological process: nucleoside metabolic process. Lineage: Eukaryota; Metazoa; Chordata; Actinopteri; Pleuronectiformes; Scophthalmidae. Gene Ontology annotation, molecular function: purine-nucleoside phosphorylase activity. Bases 177 to 1061 code for a protein of 294 amino acids. The record is from RefSeq and is a predicted model, not a curated record. Gene Ontology annotation, cellular component: cytoplasm. The transcript is spliced from 7 exons.
CCACACUCUGACUUCUCCGCCAUCACACCCACACACACCCACACACACACACACACGGACACACACACGGACACACACACACUCAAACAAACACACACAUUUAGUAACGGGAGGAAACUCAAACAUCAUUUCUGCUUCAUACUCAUCAUCAGCAGCUUCGUCGUCGUCCGUCCAUCAUGCACUGCACAGAGCAGAUCAGUCAUGACGAGUACCAGAAGACGGCCGAUUGGUUGAUGUCCCAGACGAAGCACCGCCCCCAGGUGGCGAUCAUCUGCGGCUCGGGCCUCGGGAUGCUCGCCGACACGCUCAAGUGUCAGGACUCCUUCGCUUACUCCGACAUCCCAGGAUUCCCUCAGAGCACCGUCCAGGGUCACGCAGGUCGACUGGUCUUCGGGGAGCUGAAGGGGAAGACAUGUGUGUGCAUGCAGGGUCGCUUCCACAUGUACGAAGGACACUCACUGUGCAAGACGACGUUCCCUGUUCGGGUCUUCAAGCUCAUGGGGGUGGAGACUCUGAUUGUGACGAACGCUGCCGGCUCAUUGGCUGACGGUCUCCGUCCCGGUGACAUCAUGAUCAUCAAAGACCACGUGAACUUCCCCGGACUGGUCGGCCUGAAUCCGCUGUGUGGCCCCAACGACGACAAGUUCGGGCCUCGUUUCCCGGCCAUGUCCGGUUGCUAUGACAAGGCCCUGUGUUGCCUAGCGAUGGAGAUCGCCAAGCAGCAGGGCGUGACCAGCUUUGUGCAGGAGGGCGUGUACGCCAUGGUGGGCGGGCCCAACUUCGAAAGCAUCGCUGAGGCCAGACUCCUGCAUCGACUGGGGGUGGACGCCGUCGGUAUGAGUACGGCUCCCGAGGUCGUCGUGGCGACGCACUGCGGCCUGAGAGUGUUUGGCCUCUCGCUGAUCACCAACAAGGUGGUGAAGAGUUACGAUGACCCCGACAGUGUGAACCACGAUGGCGUCCUGGAGGUCGGGCGGCUGCGUUCUCACAGCGUGCAGCAGCUGGUGACGGAGCUGAUCAGCAGGAUCGAGAUCAAUAACAACACCAACAACGCCGUCUGAACACAAACACACAAACAUAUUGUCUAUAUCUUUGUUAUAUUUACAAACAUGUUUAAAGUUUCCCGCAGUGUGUUUAUUAUCACACUUAUUAUUUAUCUUUGCUGUUUUAAACACUUUAUUUAUAUUAUCAUAAUAAUAUAAAACCUGAAUCUAAGUAUUCACUUAUUUAUCCUAAAGAUUAUUAAAACAUGACCACUAUGUUUGAUGAUGCUUUAUUAAAAAAUAAUAUAUAUGCAACACAUAUUUUUGAUCUUCUCUUGAACGUUGUGCCUGUUGAACAAUGGAACGAACAAAAGACACAAACAGCAAAAUGGAAAAUAAAAGUGUCACUGAAAAACUA